Rhizophagus irregularis DAOM 181602=DAOM 197198 is the source of this 541-nucleotide messenger RNA. The record is from RefSeq and is a predicted model, not a curated record. NCBI's taxonomy places the organism in Eukaryota, Fungi, Glomeromycota, Glomeromycetes, Glomerales, Glomeraceae.
AUAACGCAAGAUCCAGAAACAUCAAAUUAUAUGAUGGUAAUGAAUUAAUGGAAAAAGGAAAUCUAAGAUCUAAUUUAAGAACAAGUUAUGAUCCAUUUGGAAGUUAUCAUAGUUUAGAGUGUAUUGCAAAAGCACUUUUAAUUUUACACAAGUGUAAUUUAGUUCAUGGUGAUUUUCAUAGUGGAAAUGUACUCUAGAUGGCUCUAAUUACUAUUAUGAUGUUAUAAGCGAUUUUGGAUUAAGUAGACCAGUAAAUAAAACUGCUAAUACAAAUGAAAUUUAUGGAGUAAUUCCUUAUAUGGCUCCAGAAGUAUUGCGUGGGAAGCCAUAUACAAAAGCUGCUGAUAUUUAUUCUUUUGGAAUUAUUAUGUGGGAAUUUACAUCUGCUUUCAACAAUAGACCUCACGAUUUUGACCUUUCCUUAGAUAUUUGUAAAGGAUUGAGACCGAAAAUCGUUGAAGACACAUUACCUGUAUAUGCAAGAUUAAUGAAGAGGUGUUGGGAUUCUGAUCCUAAUAAAACUGAUGAAUUAGUAGAAAUC